GCAGUUUCCUGUUCCUACACGGAGUAGUUACGGUGCUGAUCAAAAUAAUGGUUAUUUGGUUGAUUGUCGUGUCAUUAUUGAUUAUAAUUUCGUUUAGAUUCGUUUUCUUUCGCCAUGAAAAAGGAUUUGCAAAAUCAUUAAAACAUGUAAUGGGCAGGCUGUCAAACCAAGACACCGAUCUGUCGGGUGUAAGGGCACUGUUUGUCACCGCGCACCCGGAUGAUGAAUGUAUGUUCUUCGCGCCAACCAUUAUACAACUGGUUCAGUUUAACGCCAGUGUUUAUCUUCUCUGUUUAUCUGAAGGAAAUUAUUACAAUCAAGGAUCUUUGCGUAAAGAAGAACUACUCAACAGCUGUGCAGUGUUGGGGAUACCAGGAUCUAAGGUUUCCAUAAUAGACCACAAAAAUCUUCCAGAUGAUCCCAAUGCACAAUGGAGCAUCUCCUUAGUGUCUUCUGUUAUCUCCAAACACAUGAAGAUGAAUUCCAUCAAUCUGGUGCUGACUUUUGAUGGACGAGGAGUAAGCGGCCAUGCAAAUCACACAGCCAUCUAUAAAGCUGUCAGCCAUCUUACUUGUACAGGAGAACUGCCCAUUGACUGCUGUUUGUUGUCAUUGGAGACUGUUGGUAUGAUCAGAAAGUACCUCUCUCUUCUGGAGCUUCCCCUGAGCUGGCUGCUGCCCUCAUCCCUCUGCUGUAUAACAGGCCUGGGGGGCUACAGACAAGCCAAAGCUGCUAUGCUUUGUCAUCGCACUCAACUACUGUGGUUUCGUUACCUGUACAUCAUAUUUUCACGGUACAUGUUUGUGAAUACUUUUCACAUAAUCCCACAAGGACCAAAAAAUCUGAAAAUGUAUUAAAUUAAAUUUUUUAUUUGAUUUUAUCAAGUGUGUUGCUUUAGCUAUUUUUAUCCUUGACAAAUUAUUCAAAAGUCAACAAUUUACUGUAUAUACUUAUUAGAAACACUGCAAUAUAAACAGUGUAGUGUAACUAUGUUGAAUUAAGUCUUGACACUGAUUUUUUAUAUUUAGUGAUUUUAAUACUGUUUUUACACAGAGGUGAAUAAACAGUUUGGUAUUCUUGGUUA
This is a messenger RNA of Boleophthalmus pectinirostris (great blue-spotted mudskipper), 1084 nucleotides long. It is a transcript of the gene pigl, whose product is annotated as phosphatidylinositol glycan anchor biosynthesis, class L. Gene Ontology annotation, biological process: GPI anchor biosynthetic process. Gene Ontology annotation, molecular function: N-acetylglucosaminylphosphatidylinositol deacetylase activity. The record is from RefSeq and is a predicted model, not a curated record. NCBI's taxonomy places the organism in Eukaryota, Metazoa, Chordata, Actinopteri, Gobiiformes, Gobiidae. The transcript has 7 exons. Bases 48 to 857 code for a protein of 269 amino acids. Gene Ontology annotation, cellular component: endoplasmic reticulum.